AUGGCGUCAGUAUUGGAGGACGUCCAUCCGAUGUUCGAGCUAGGCGGGCGCAGUUACAUUGUAACAGGCGGGGCUCAAGGCAUUGGAUUUGCCGUAACGCGUGCCAUCUGCGAGUAUGGCGCUAAUGUCGUCGUGCUGGACAUCCAAGAGAAGCCGGUCGAGGAGUUCUAUACCCUCAGUGUCAAGUACGGCGUGAAGGCGACAUAUAUACAAUCAGAUAUGCGUCAAGAGGAUAGCUUGAGCAUUGGAGUUGCAAAAGCUAUUUCAGUGCUCGGGACUGUAGACGGAAUCAUACCAGCAGCAGGAAUUGCCAUCGACAAACCCUUCGUUGAGCAAACUUGGGAUGAAUUCACACGCAUUCAAGAGAUCAAUGUCCGCGGAACCUUUUUUGCUACCCAGCAAGUUGUAAAGCAGUUGCUCAAGCAAGGUACUGGAGGGAGCAUAGUUCUAAUUGCUUCGCAAUCAGCACAUAUCGCUUUGCCAGGCUAUCGCAUGGCGGCAUAUAAUGCGUCUAAAGGAGGGAUCUUUGUGUUAGCCAAGGCACUCGCAGUAGAGCUGGCCCCGCAUAGUAUCCGGGUCAACACUAUCUCUCCCGGAUUUGUGGACUCGGACAUGACGAGAAAUGUGCGGGCAUCCAAGUCCAAGCGCGAAGGAGAGCAGAUGUGGCUCGCACCCCCGUUGCAGCGACUGAGCACGCAAAAUGACCUUACUGGCGCGGUCAUAUACUUGCUGAGCGACGCUUCGAGGCAUACCACCGCUGCCGACAUUCCGAUCACAGGCGGUCUUCAUGCCGGGACUAUUGAUGGGCUGAUUUGCUACGAGUGA
Talaromyces proteolyticus is the source of this 825-nucleotide messenger RNA. RefSeq lists its product as uncharacterized. The record is from RefSeq and is a predicted model, not a curated record. Bases 1 to 825 code for a protein of 274 amino acids. The transcript is spliced from 2 exons. Lineage: Eukaryota; Fungi; Ascomycota; Eurotiomycetes; Eurotiales; Trichocomaceae. Gene Ontology annotation, molecular function: oxidoreductase activity, acting on NAD(P)H, oxygen as acceptor. Gene Ontology annotation, cellular component: intracellular anatomical structure.